Molecule: messenger RNA, 786 nt
Organism: Colletotrichum karsti
Lineage: Eukaryota; Fungi; Ascomycota; Sordariomycetes; Glomerellales; Glomerellaceae
Exons: 3
Coding region: 1-786 (261 amino acids)
Biological process (GO): siroheme biosynthetic process
Molecular function (GO): precorrin-2 dehydrogenase activity; protoporphyrin ferrochelatase activity
Source: RefSeq, a predicted model, not a curated record
AUGUCCGACAAGUCCACAACAAAGAAGUUUCCAGAUGUCGAGGGCGGCGGGAGUCUUAUUCUAGCCUGGCAAAUCAAGGGAAAGAAAGUUUUAGUCGUUGGAGGCGGCGAGGUCGCUUCAGGUCGAAUCCUCAAUUGUCUCAAUGCAGACGCCAACGUCACCGUCGUUUGUCCCGCGUCGGGCUUCAACCCCGAGGUAGCGCAUCGCGUUGCCCAGGGCGAAGUCACCCACGUCGACCGUCUCUUCGAACCCUCAGACCUCGACGGCGCAGAAAUGGUCCUGGUGGCCAUUGACGACCCUGCUGCCUCGACGGCGAUUUGGAAGCUCUGCAAGGAGCGGAGGAUACCAGCCAACAUUGCCGACGUCCCUCCCGAAUGCGACUUCUACUUUGGCAGCGUCCACCGUGACGGCCCUCUCCAGAUCAUGGUCAGCACCAAUGGCAAGGGCCCGAGGUUAGCUGCCAUCAUUAGGCGGUAUAUCGCAAAACAGCUGCCCAGGAAUGCCGGCAAUGCGAUUGAAGCCAUCGGCACGCUGAGAGGCAAGUUGCGCAAGGUUGCUCCGAACCCGGAGGAUAGCCCGAAGCGCAUGGGCUGGAUGACCAAGGUCAGCAAUGCAUACGACUGGGAACAGAUGUGCGACCUGACGGAUGAGGAUAUGGAAAAUCUCCUCACCUUCUACUCCAAUAACGUCGUCCCAACCAUUGACGAUCUCAUGGCAAUGAGAGAAACCCCCGGCUUUCAGGCAGACCUGUUUGACGGCUCUUUCGGCUUCUGCGUCGGAGCAUAG